AUGAACACAACGCGGAUUCUUCUCCCUAUCGGCAACCGGCUCAAGCUCCCCGCCGUCUGUAGCCUUCGCCUCGUCAAUCGCUUCCCUACAAAGAUUGGUCUCCCAUUCUAUCCCUUCAAACGCCAGUAUCUCCACCAGGUCCCAGCCGCAAUGAAUACUCCCGACAAUUAUCGACGCGAUGUCCUAUCAAAACGGGACCCUACCAUGGAAUCAUUCUUGAACAACGCCGACAACCUGGAACGACUCAUCCAAAUGGAUGGAUUCAAGACCUGGGGCUUCGUGAUUUAUCGCUGCACAUAUCAAAGUGACUCUGAUUGGGAAACGUUCAUGACUCGCUUCCUCUACCAUGUUAGGCAUUCUCUCGAUUUCUACAGCGGUCUGGAUCUACUAGACAGCUUCGCCCCAACAGUCUUCGAAGAUAGAUCCUUUGAUGGCGCAACUACCGCUCUUGUACGCAAGCAUUUCCAAGAGUGGGCUGCAACGGCGCCGCCAGUGGAGCAGCCUGUUGGCUACUCUGACUAUCCAGAAGCGGGCCGGUAUAAGUUUUUCCUUAUGGUGGACCAGGAGGCUUUAGAGUCUGUCCUGGGCGUACCUGAUCCGGAGGAGUGUGAUAGCGAUGGCUUUGUGCGCCUGGUCAACGGAUUUUGGGAACCGGAGGUACUGGACGCAGGUGAACUGGCAGAGCGUGGAGUAUCUAGCCAGUCGGAACUGGAGCAGGAGGAGCCUCUGGAAGGGCUUACCAUGCUGGAUGUCGGCUGGAUGAAAGUAUGUUAUAGUGACGCACAAACAUGGGGGUAUUUGAGUAUGCUUGACGGCUUUCGCUGGUUGAGGUAUUACCAGCGUCCUCCACUUAUUCAGAAAUAUUUAUAG
Aspergillus nomiae NRRL 13137 is the source of this 870-nucleotide messenger RNA. Its product is annotated as putative muramidase. The record is from RefSeq and is a predicted model, not a curated record. The coding region runs from base 1 to 870 and encodes 289 amino acids. The transcript has a single exon. Lineage: Eukaryota; Fungi; Ascomycota; Eurotiomycetes; Eurotiales; Aspergillaceae.